Molecule: messenger RNA, 758 nt
Organism: Varanus komodoensis (Komodo dragon)
Lineage: Eukaryota; Metazoa; Chordata; Lepidosauria; Squamata; Varanidae
Gene: TMEM258
Product: transmembrane protein 258
Exons: 4
Coding region: 110-349 (79 amino acids)
Biological process (GO): protein N-linked glycosylation
Cellular component (GO): membrane-bounded organelle
Source: RefSeq, a predicted model, not a curated record
AGGGAGGGAGAUAAGCCGGCGGAGUUCCGGCUGCGAAAAGGCGGAGCGAAGCGGAGGAAGAGACGUGUCUUUUUGCCGACUGUGGAGAAGUGCGGGCGCCAAGGGAGCCAUGGAGCUUGAGACGAUGAGCAGAUACACCAGCCCGGUGAACCCGGCCGUGUUUCCACACCUCACCGUGGUUCUCCUGGCCAUCGGCAUGUUCUUCACCGCUUGGUUCUUCGUCUAUGAAGUAACUUCUACCAAGUAUACACGGGACAUUUACAAGGAACUGCUCAUCUCCUUGGUGGCUUCACUCUUUAUGGGUUUUGGAGUACUUUUCUUACUGCUGUGGGUUGGAAUCUAUGUGUGACAGUAAAGCAGGAGCUAUUUCAGGUUCCAGAAGCCUUAGUGAAGCUCCUUUUUUAUUUUUGUACUUAAUAUGGCUCAUCACAGCUGUGGACUGUUUUUCUGACACUUUCCUAUAUUCCAGAAUGAAGUAACAUCAAAUCAAUAAAUUUUACUCUGUGAUGAGCUGAACUUCAUGCUCUUUAUUCUUUCAGUCCUUUUUUCCUACCACAUACAAAGACCCAUUCCUUUCAUCCUUUCAUGGGUCUAUAAACUUUUAUUACGGUCUGCUGUUAUGCCUAGAUCUCCUACAGGAAUGAAAGGUGCAGCUGAAAUGAUACAUAGCCAAGAUCCUUGUGUCUGUACUUCUGAUUUUUACUGACUCUUGGAAUUCAGUUACAUUUGUUGUACCAUAGUAAAACGAAUGCUUAUGA